Messenger RNA from Chrysemys picta bellii (western painted turtle), 576 nucleotides. Lineage: Eukaryota; Metazoa; Chordata; Testudines; Emydidae. The record is from RefSeq and is a predicted model, not a curated record.
AUGACUCUGGAUCCAGACACGGCUCAUCCCAGACUCAUCCUGUCUGAGGAUCAGAAACAUGUGAGAUUCGGAGACACAUGGCAGGAUCUGCCCUACAAUCCUGAGAGAUUUGAUCUUUGUCCCUGUGUCCUGGGUGUUGAGCGGUUCACGGGCGGGAGACGUUACUGGGAGGUGGAGGUGGGAGACAAGACUGAGUGGGACCUGGGGGUUUGUAGGGAAUCUGCAAACAGGAAGGGGAAGGUCACACUCACACCUGAGGAUGGAUACUGGAUCGUGUGGCUGAGGGAUGAGGGGUACAAGGCCGGCACAGCCCCCCCAAUCCCCUUUCCCGUGAGUGUCAGGCCCAGCCGGGUGGGGAUUUUCCUGGACUAUCAGGCAGGUGAGGUCUCGUUUUAUAAUGUGACUGACAGGUCCCAUCUCUUCACUUUCACUGACACCUUCUCUGGGACGCUCCGCCCUUAUUUCAAUCCUCGUGUUGUCUCUGCACAGCAGUAUGGUGAGGAUAAGCACAUUGGCGUUUGCCAGGUGCUCAGACAGUGCAGUGGUGGGGGCCAGAUAAUCAUGGCACUAAAUUAG